CGCUCAAAUUUCUAAUCCAAGAAUUAUCAUUAGUUGUAGCAGUAGUGGUUGUUGUUCAGUUUUUGUUGAUCUAGAAACGGAUCUUGGGGUUUUGAAUACGUUUCCGUACCCGGAAGACCCUCUUUUUUGGUGCCACAUCGAAAGGUUAGGACGUAGUUAUGGUGUGCCAAGCAGCAAGUCAAACAAGAUUCCGGGCAUUGAAGUAUGAAAAUGGUAUUGCAGGGAGUGCCACCAUUGUAGUUAGAGUCAUAGCAUGCUUUCAACCUCUUCAAGAUUGCCAGGCUGAAUAUUUCCGUCAUUUGCUUAAGCCAGUUACGUAGGCUGCUUUUUACGUUUUCGCGUUCAAGUUAAGCUGGAAUUUUUAGUUCUAUUUUCCACUUUGGUUUUGAAAGAAAUUGCUUGUAAACUGCCAUUUCCACUGCUACAGCACUCGGUUUCUGGUGAUUGUUCUUGUUCAAUGGGAGAAGGCUGUAGAUCUGGGUUUCCUCAGCCGCGAUUUGAUUGGCAAUCACCCAUCUCGAACUCUUUGCCUGCUCCACUUCCUUUUGGGCUGCAAAGUACUAAUCCUCCAUUCAUAAACUUUGGUACCAAUAUGGUGUCCUCUGCUGGGACUUUGCCUGUUUAUGUGAAUCCGGAAUCACCUUUCUCGCGGGUUAGCCAAGGUUAUGAACCUCGUGGCUGGUUUUACUGUUUACCCCACUUUCAACAGGUCCUUGAGCCUGCUUUAAACUCUUUUGUGAAAGAGCAACCCCUAGCUAAUGCAUAUGACAAUUGCAAAGAAAGUGGUACUGGUAUCCUCAAAGCAGGGCAUGGGGUUGCAGAGAAGAGAUUUCUUGUUUUCGAUCAGUCUGCCGAUCAAACUACCCUGAUUUUUAGUUCUUCAUUUGGGACUCCUACCAAGUGCCUUACUUCUUGGGGCCAAAAAUCUCCUGUUGCUGGUAACUUAAACGGGGAAGAUCCCAUAGCUAAAGUAAAUGGGAAUAUUCAUUUUGGACCAAUAUCUACAGAUAUAUUUGAUGAAAAUGGGACUGAUGUGCAAAGUGAAAUGCACGAGAACACUGAAGAACUCAAUGCACUGCUUUACUCAGAUGAUGAUGGUGAGUUUACUGAGGAUGAUGAAGUUACGAGCACGGGUCAUUCUCCUUGUACAAUGACUUCUGCUCAGGAUGAGCAAUGUGAGGGAAGAUGUGAAGAGGUUGCUAACUCUACAAGGCUAACUAAGAAACGAAAGCUGCGUAAUGGAAGUAACAGUUAUUCACCGUUGCUUAUGGACACUGCUAAUUCAGGGAACCCUAACAAAAUUUCAGAAUACGAGGAUGAUGCAGAAUCCAGCUGCGCCAAUGGCCAAAGUCCUAGAUCAGUAGACACCGAUUCUUCUUUAGGCAACAAGAGGAUGAGAAAGGAUAAAAUCCGUGAUACAGUGAGGGUUUUGCGAAGCAUAAUUCCAGGUGGAGAGGGAAAAGAUACAGUUGUGGUUCUUGAUGAAGCUAUUGACUACUUGAAAUCCUUGAAACACAAAGCCAAAACCUUGAGACCUGGUACUCUAUGAACUGCAACUGUUCAUAAAAGUAGUAUCAGUGGUAGCUUCUGCCAUUGUUAAUGGAGCUGUAUGAAAUAAGUGCAGACAACCAGUUAAGUUGGGAAACCAGUAGAAUUGGCUUGAAGUCUAAGCCUAUUUGCUAAAGAAAUCAGGAAUACUGCUGUGUGUAUUAUGGGCCAAUAAAGUAAGGUAAAGCAUUAGUCAACAUCUUGGGGUUUAGAGAAAGUAAAACUCCCUGCUUCGAUGUGUGAAAGGGAGGAUUGAUU
Messenger RNA from Hibiscus syriacus, 1806 nucleotides. Its product is annotated as transcription factor bHLH145-like. Bases 458 to 1549 code for a protein of 363 amino acids. Lineage: Eukaryota; Viridiplantae; Streptophyta; Magnoliopsida; Malvales; Malvaceae. The transcript is spliced from 3 exons. The record is from RefSeq and is a predicted model, not a curated record. Gene Ontology annotation, molecular function: protein dimerization activity.